AUGUGGCUGACGUGGUAUGUGGCUGCUCUGUUCGUGGUGGCUGUGAGUGGCAUCGAGAAAGAGACAAAUACUGUCCUCAGGGUUACCAAAAAUGUGCUGAGCAAUGCCAUUUCGACCACCCUGCAGCAAAGCGAUGCCCUCCACUCAGCCCUGAGAGAGGUGCCCUUGGGUGUUGGUGGCGUUCCCUACAACGACUUUCAUGUCCGAGAGCCACCCCCAAAAUAUACCAAUGGCAAGCAGCUUGGUGGUAAUUACAAGUAUGGUCAAAUCGACACCAACGACAACACUGCUCAGCUGGGGGGCAAAUACCGAUAUGGGGAGAUCCUUGAGUCGGACGGAAGCAUCAGGGACCUCCGAAAGGAUGACUACCGCAAUACCGAGAAUGGAUAUGGUGCCCAUUGGGGCCACGGGCGGUUUAGGUCAGCAGAAGGCGCACCAACUGUGGGCAGGCUUCACCGACGAGAACUGCGGCCUGGAGAAAUCCCUCCCGGUGUGGCCACUGGGGCUCUGGGCCCAGGUGGGCUGCUGGGCAACGGAGGCAUGCUGGCAGCUGACGGCAUCCUGGCAGGCCAAGGUGGUCUACUCGGCGGCGGAGGUCUCCUUGGUGACGGAGGGCUUCUUGGAGGAGGGGGCGUCCUGGGCGUGCUUGGCGAGGGCGGCAUUCUCAGCACCGUGCAGGGGAUCACCGGGCUCCGGAUUAUGGAGUUGACCCUUCCUCGGGUAUCUGUACGACUGCUGCCUGGUGUGGGCGUCUACGUGAGCUUGUACACCCGUGUGGCCAUCAGUGGGAAAAGUCUUAUUGGCUUCCUGGACAUUGCGGUGGAGGUGAACAUCACAGCCAAGGUUCGGCUGACCAUGGACCGCACCGGUUACCCUCGAUUGGUCAUAGAGCGAUGUGACACCCUCUUGGGGGGCAUCAAAGUUAAGCUGCUGAGAGGCCUUCUCCCCAACCUCGUGGAUAACUUAGUGAACAGAGUCCUGGCCAACGUCCUCCCUGAUCUGCUCUGCCCCAUUGUGGAUGUGGUGCUGGGUCUUGUCAACGAUCAGCUGGGUCUUGUGGAUUCUCUGGUUCCACUGGGAAUAUUGGGAAGUGUUCAGUAUACCUUCUCCAGCCUUCCGCUUGUAACUGGAGAAUUCCUGGAGCUAGACCUCAAUAGUCUGGUUGGGGAGGCUGGAGGAGACCUCAUCGACUAUCCACUGGGACGGCCAGCUGUAUCUCCCAAGAAGAUGCCAGUCUUGCCCCCCAUGGGUGAUAAUACCAACUCUCAACUGGCCAUUUCUGCCAACUUCCUGAGCUCGCUGCUGACUUACCUGCAGAAAAAAGGGGCAAUGGAUAUUGACAUUACUGAUGGCAUGUUUGAAGAGCUUCCCCCACUCACCACAUCCACGCUGGGAGCGCUGAUUCCUAAGGUGUUCCAGCAGUACCCCGAGUCCCGUCCACUUAUCAUCAAGAUCCAGGUGCCGAAUCCGCCAACGGUGUCACUUCAGAAAGAUGAGGCGGUGGUGAGGGUGUUUGCCACCUCUGAGAUCAUGGUCUCACAGCCCAAUGACGUUGAGACCACCAUCUGCCUCAUUGAUGUGAACACGGAACUCCUGGCCAUGUUUUCUGUGGAGGGAGAUAAGCUCAUGAUCGAUGCCAAGCUAGACAGGACCGAUCUCAACCUCAAAACCUCAAAUGUGGGCAACUUUGAUGUUGGCCUCAUGGAAGUGAUUGUGAGGAAGAUUUUCGAUCUGGCAUUUAUGCCUGCAAUGAAUGCCAUUCUGGGGUCUGGAGUCCCUCUCCCCAAACUCCUCAACAUCGACUUCAGCCAUGCAAAUGUGGAUGUCUUGGAGGACCUUCUAGUGCUGAGUGCAUGA
This is a messenger RNA of Chrysochloris asiatica (Cape golden mole), 1857 nucleotides long. It is a transcript of the gene BPIFB4, whose product is annotated as BPI fold containing family B, member 4. The record is from RefSeq and is a predicted model, not a curated record. Gene Ontology annotation, molecular function: lipid binding. The transcript has 16 exons. Bases 1 to 1857 code for a protein of 618 amino acids. NCBI's taxonomy places the organism in Eukaryota, Metazoa, Chordata, Mammalia, Afrosoricida, Chrysochloridae.